This is a messenger RNA of Tripterygium wilfordii, 1788 nucleotides long. RefSeq names its product COBRA-like protein 4. NCBI's taxonomy places the organism in Eukaryota, Viridiplantae, Streptophyta, Magnoliopsida, Celastrales, Celastraceae. Gene Ontology annotation, biological process: cellulose microfibril organization; plant-type cell wall cellulose biosynthetic process. The transcript has 6 exons. The coding region runs from base 169 to 1482 and encodes 437 amino acids. The record is from RefSeq and is a predicted model, not a curated record. Gene Ontology annotation, cellular component: plasma membrane.
AAAGAUUAAUUUUGCUGCUAAUCAAUUCAACUGAAUAUGACUUGUAAUAUAAAACAUAUAAGGUAGUUGUUGUUGUUGUAUAAGUCAGCUUUGAUGAACCCUAAUUAGUUUAAAUCUUCUCUACUUCAGCAGCAGCAGGAAGCUCCAACACUUACCAACUCUCCGGACAUGGAUUUUGGUAGACUUGCUUAUCCAACAACAUCAUCUGUUUUCUUCUUCAUACUAUUGUCUUAUGCAGCUGCAUACGACCCGUUAGAUCCAGCAGCAAACAUAACAAUCAAAUGGGAUGUUGUGUCGUGGACUCCGGACGGUUAUGUUGCAGUGGUGACAAUGAGCAACUUCCAGAUGUACAGGCACAUCAUGAGUCCUGGUUGGAGCUUGGGUUGGACUUGGGCUAAGAAAGAAGUGAUAUGGUCAAUGGUUGGAGCUCAAGCCACUGAACAAGGAGAUUGUUCCAAGUUCAAGACAGACAUUCCACAUUGUUGCAAGAAGAAUCCAACAGUUGUUGACUUACUUCCCGGAGUCCCUUACAACCAACAAAUCGCCAACUGCUGCAAAGGCGGCGUUGUCGCGUCCUGGGGACAAGACCCUUCUGCUGCAGUCUCUGCAUUUCAGGUAAGCGUUGGACGAUCCGGCGCUUCAAAUAAAACGGUGAGACUGCCUAAGAACUUCACUCUCCUCGGUCCGGGACAAGGCUACACUUGCAGUCCAGCAGUCAUUGUAACACCUACCAUCUUUGUCUCGUCCGAUGGUCGUCGGAAAACGCAAGCUAUGAUGACAUGGAACGUUACCUGCACAUAUUCACAAGUGCUUGCUUCUAGGUAUCCAACCUGUUGUGUCUCCAUGUCAUCUUUUUACAACGAUACAAUCACUUCUUGCCCAAAUUGUUCCUGCGGAUGCCAGAACAGAAACAACUGUGUCCGGAGUGGAACAGGGAUUCAAACUGUCGUGGGGACGAACCCAGUUACAAAAUCCGCAGGGCCUUCGAUCCAAUGCACACAACAUAUGUGCCCGAUUCGGGUGCAUUGGCAUGUGAAGCUCAACUACAAAGAGUAUUGGCGAGUGAAGAUCACAAUUACCAAUUUCAAUUACAGAGUAAACUAUACGGAUUGGACAUUAGUAGUUCAACAUCCUAAUCUCAACGAUAUCACUCAAGUCUUCAGCUUCGAUUACAAGCCCCUCACUGCAUACCAAUCAAUUAAUGAUUCCGGUAUGUUUUAUGGCGUCAAGUUCUUCAACGAAGAACUAAUGGAAGCCGGACCGGAUGGAAAUGUCCAGUCGGAACUGAUUCUUCACAAGGAUAUCAACACAUUCUCAUUCAAACAAGGAUGGGGUUUUCCUAGGAAGGUAUAUUUCAAUGGGGAUGAAUGCAAGAUGCCUCUACCUGAUGAAUACCCAUACUUGCCAAACCAUUCACAUUCAACAUUGGUUGGAUUUUUAGGGCUUGCAGCCUCUCUGGUUUUGCAAGUGUUGGCCUUCUGAUGAUAAUCAUGGUAGCUAAUACAAGGGAAUUGCAAUGGUGGGUGUUCUUAAAUUAUGGUAUUGUAAAGUGUUGGUUUUAUUUACAUAGAUACAUUAAGAAAGGUAUACUUUACAGGACACCAAUGUGUUAAUUCUUUUGGGUAUCAAUUUGUGAAGGAUAAUAGUAAGGUAGUGUGAGAGAAUAAUCAUAGCUAUACACUUCGAGUCUGUUUGGUAUAUAUGCUAGAGUAUACGUUGUUGAUUUAUGCGAGAGUAUAAUCUGUAAAAUAUGUCGUCGUGUUUAGUGAAACUGAAUCUAUACAUGGA